GUGAAUUUCCGUGAGCCGAACUGAUUGAACGAUUGUAACAAACUUAUCUGGUUGGCGAAUGGUAAUGCACUUUGUACCUGCUAUAUUCUUUUAAUCUGUGCAUUCAGGCGUAUUCCAACGUUUAAUCGUCGAGAAUUCUGAAAGCAGAGAAGGGGAGACCGGAUUUUGUGCAACGAAACCAGAUUUCUGAUUUCUCCAUAACCAGAAGAGCCCAACCAUGUCCUCAUCCAAUGGAAAACUUCGUUACGAUGGCCGUGUGGCGGUGGUGACCGGAGCAGGCGCCGGUUUGGGCCGCGAGUACGCCCUCCUCUUCGCGGAACGUGGCGCCAAGGUGGUGGUCAACGACCUGGGUGGCUCCCAUGCCGGCGAGGGUGCCUCGCAGCGGGCCGCCGACGUUGUGGUGGAUGAGAUCCGCAAGGCUGGCGGCGAGGCGGUGGCCGACUACAAUUCGGUGAUCGAUGGGGCAAAGGUCAUCGAGACGGCCAUCAAUGCCUUCGGACGCGUGGACAUCCUGGUGAACAAUGCCGGCAUCCUGCGCGAUCGCAGUCUGGUGAAGACCAGCGAACAGGACUGGAAUCUGGUCAACGAUGUCCAUCUGAAGGGCAGCUUCAAGUGCACCCAGGCCGCUUUUCCGUAUAUGAAGAAACAGAACUAUGGCCGCAUCAUCAUGACCUCAUCGAAUUCGGGCAUCUAUGGCAAUUUCGGUCAGGCCAACUACUCGGCGGCCAAGAUGGGACUGGUGGGACUGGCCAACACGGUGGCCAUCGAGGGUGCCCGCAACAAUGUCCUAUGCAACGUCAUUGUGCCAACGGCCGCCAGUCGUAUGACUGAGGGCAUCCUGCCCGACAUUCUCUUCAACGAGCUGAAGCCCAAGUUGAUUGCCCCCGUGGUGGCCUACUUGUGCCACGAGUCCUGCGAGGAUAAUGGCAGCUAUAUCGAGAGUGCCGCUGGCUGGGCCUCCAAGAUUCACACUGUUCGCGGCAAGGGCUCAGUGCUGCGACCCUCGCUGGAUGACCCCGUGACCAUUGAGUACGUUAAGGACGUGUGGUCCAAGGUGACCGACAUGUCGCAGGCCAAGCACUUGAACGCCAUCGGCGAGGCUUCCGGCACCCUGCUGGAGGUGCUCGAGAAGCUAAAGGAAGGCGGUGCCGAUGCCGUGGAGGACACCUUCGAGUUCAACAGCAAGGAGCUCAUCACCUACGCCCUGGGCAUUGGGGCAACCAUCAAAAACGAAAAGGACAUACGCUUCCUGUACGAAAACGAUUCCGACUUCGCCCCCAUUCCAUCAUUCUUCGUGCUGCCCGGCCUCCUGCUGACCAUGUCCACCGACAAGCUGAUCAGCAAGGCCCUGCCCAACGCCCAGGUCGAUUUCACCAACAUUCUGCAUGGCGAGCAGUACCUGGAGAUCUGCGACGAUCUGCCCACCAGCGGCACUUUGGUGACCAGCGGCAAGGUCUUCGAUGUGAUGGACAAGGGAUCCGGCGCCGUGGUGGUCACCAAUACCGACUCCUUUGACGAGAGCGGCCGUCUUUUGGUGCGCAACCAGAGCAGCACAUUUGUGGUUGGAGCCGGCAAAUUUGGCGGCAAGAAGGAACCCAUUGCCGGAGUAGUUCCACUGCAGCCGGCUCCCAGUCGCCAGCCGGACGCAUCCAUUCAGUAUGCCACGAGCGAGGACCAGGCGGCACUUUACCGCCUGUCCGGCGACAGGAAUCCCCUGCACAUCGAUCCCCAAAUGGCCCUGCUGGCCGGCUUCAAGACACCCAUCCUCCAUGGACUCUGCACACUGGGCUACUCGGUGCGCGCCGUGCUGGCCCAAUAUGCGGACAACGACCCGGCUUUGUUUAAGGCCGUCAAAGUCCGCUUCUCCGGACCCGUCAUUCCGGGCCAGAGUUUGCGCAUCGACAUGUGGAAGCAAGGCACACGCAUUCACUUCCGCACCGUGGUCGUGGAGACCGGUAAGGAGGUCAUCUCCGGAGCCUAUGUCGACCUGAAGAGCGCACAGGCCAAGCUCUAAGCUGACCAGUGAUACCUUUGACUCCGCCUUCGUCGCGAUGAAUCGUAUUUGUCCUUAGAUGUGGUAUUGUAUAGCGUCCGAUUACCAUGUACACAUAACAAAGAUGCGUGUAGUAUAUACAUGCAACUGCUAAAACACCCUUGGUGGUAGAAGUAUUUUUUUAACACUUUAAUAUUCCCAAUAAAAAUUUAAAAAAAUAAA
Drosophila subpulchrella is the source of this 2215-nucleotide messenger RNA. RefSeq names its product peroxisomal multifunctional enzyme type 2 (gene Mfe2). NCBI's taxonomy places the organism in Eukaryota, Metazoa, Arthropoda, Insecta, Diptera, Drosophilidae. The record is from RefSeq and is a predicted model, not a curated record. The coding region runs from base 218 to 2014 and encodes 598 amino acids. Gene Ontology annotation, molecular function: oxidoreductase activity. The transcript has 3 exons.